CAGAUGAAUUCAAACCACCCACCUAUAAUGGUAAAUUCAAAUACACAAUAAACGAACCGACGCCGGGUCAAGAGUAUAAUAGCCCACAAAAGAGCAUUACAAUCGACUAUACUUUUGAAAGAAAAUUACCAAAUGAAAUCACUUUAUUGGAUAUUUAUAUGCUAACUAGUAGGAAUGAAACGAUUAAAACUCUUAUAAAGAAUGCUAAUACAACUGAAGGCAAUCAUCGUUUUACAGAAGAUUUCCCGGAUCAAUUGCCGUGUGAUACUUAUAUUAUUAGAUUCAAUGAG
Molecule: messenger RNA, 290 nt
Organism: Ambispora leptoticha
Lineage: Eukaryota; Fungi; Glomeromycota; Glomeromycetes; Archaeosporales; Ambisporaceae
Source: the annotation of a GenBank genome assembly